AUGGCCCGUAUCCCAGAGUGCACUAUUCUGCUUCUUCUGUGUAUGUGUGUACUGGCUGUACCUGCACAGUGUUUCAACCUGCAGCCCUGUGUACUAGUCAACGAGACCGUGUCCGUGGAGAAAGAAGGCUGCCCGAGGUGCCUGGUGUUCCGGACCACCAUCUGCAGUGGACACUGCCCGACCAAAGAGCCUGUGUACAAAAGCCCAUUCUCCGUGGUGAACCAGCACGUGUGCACAUACGGCAACUUCCGCUAUGAGACGAUUCGUCUGCCUGACUGUGCUGAUGGGGUGGACCCUUUGGUGACCUAUCCAGUGGCCCUGAGCUGUGAGUGUAGUUUGUGCUCCAUGGAUACGUCUGACUGCACCAUCGAGAGUGUGGAACCCGACUUCUGCAUGAGUCAGAGACUGCCUGUUUAUGAGAGUCAGAAACCGUCUCUCUAUGACUAUUAGCGUUCUGUUCUCUCA
Messenger RNA from Clupea harengus (Atlantic herring), 465 nucleotides. It is a transcript of the gene lhb, whose product is annotated as luteinizing hormone subunit beta. Gene Ontology annotation, cellular component: cytoplasm; extracellular region. Gene Ontology annotation, biological process: G protein-coupled receptor signaling pathway. Lineage: Eukaryota; Metazoa; Chordata; Actinopteri; Clupeiformes; Clupeidae. The record is from RefSeq and is a predicted model, not a curated record. Gene Ontology annotation, molecular function: hormone activity.